UAAUACCUCGUUUUGUUGUGAUAUUUUAUUAAUCCUAGAUACUUCCAUUUAUAAACCGUAUUAUUCCAAACAGAACUUCAAGAUGAGUAUGAGACCUGACGACCACCGUAGAAAGUGGGACAAGGAUGAGUUCGAGAAGAUCGCUUCAGAAAGGUUGAAAGCGGAGCUAGAGGAAGAGGAGCGUUCUAAAAAGAAAGCACCUCCAGUUAAAAGGGAGCUCCUCAAGCAGCGUGAAUACAAAGUAGACUUGGACUCAAAAUUGGGCAAGAGUGUUGUCAUCACAAAGAACACCCCUACCUCCCAGUCGGGCGGCUACUACUGCAAUGUCUGCGACUGUGUGGUCAAGGACUCCAUCAACUUCCUGGACCACAUCAAUGGGAAGAAGCACCAGCGGAAUCUUGGCAUGUCCAUGAAAAUUGAGAGGAGCUCACUGGACCAGGUGAAAGCAAGAUUCGCAAGCAACAAACGCAAACUAGAAGAGAGGAUCCGGGAAUACGAACUGGACAGCCGGCUGCGCGAGGCGGCCGAGGAGGAGGCGCGCGUCAAGGAGCUGCGCCGCGAGCGCCGCCGCGACAAGAAACGCAAGCUGCAGGAGGGUGACGAGCCAGAGGAGGAGACCCCCGCGCAGUCCGAGCUCGCCCAGAUUAUGGGCUUCUCAGGCUUUGGCGGAUCUAAGAAAUAGUGCCAACACGUGCUAAAAUAUUUACACUAACACACACAGACUUUGCUUUAAGGCUCAUUUAGAUGAUGUGAGAACUUGCAUGUGAGUUUCGUUACAUUGCGGCAUUUGGUCGAUCGAUUGAAUAUGUUGUACCUCAGUAGUCUGCAGUGUAAAGAAAAUCGCAAUACGAGUUCUCACAUCAUCUAAAUGGACCUUAUGAAGUGUAUAAUAAGACCGCGAGGUAACCAACCACACAUAAGCGCAUUUUAUACUUCAAUAGCCACUGUACUCAGUUACUAUAAGUCAGCGGUCGGUAACCAGCGGCCUGCGGGCCGCAUGCCGCCCGCGAACCGCUCACUUGCGGCCCGCGAGCCUCCCUGGCUAUUUUGUAUGUAAUAUUGACAAAUGACAAUGUCUGAUAAAGUCAUAAAUAUUAACAAAGUGCGGCCCACGUCCACUUCGUUAACUGCUGCUGCCCUUUGCUGCUAAAAGGUUGCCGACCGCUGCUAUAAGUGAUGAGUUAUAAUAAAAUAAAUAAUGUCAAUAAAUAUUAAAUAAAAUUAAUGUCACAUAACUAGGAGUAUAGGGACUUAAGGGUUCGUAGGUGCGAUACACACGUCUUCCGCAUCUUUAUACAGGGUGUUUGGUACAUAUACAGUUAAAUGUAAUGCCCGUGUUACAACAACGCUAUAUGCUACAUUUAAUUAGUUUUUAAACAGAAUUUUAUUUUUUGAAAAUUAGCAAAAAAAAUUUUUUUUUGAAAAUUAACUAUGCCAUUUAGAUAGUUCACUUAAACGUACUUAACCAUACCCCGAAGUUAACGGAAUUCAAUAAAAACACGGUGUAUAGUUUGCCAAAUUAAAACGGCAGAUAGGUUGAGUCAUUUGCUACCUUCUCAUGUCUAGAAAAACAAAAUUGGCCAUGGUUUUUUUACUACAACGCAAGUAAAAAUUUGAAAUUUACGAAAAACUGGCAUAGAAGUGACAAAUAAAUGUGCGCCAAAUUAAAAAUUUCUAAGCCUGAGAAGAUAGCAAAUGACUCAACCUAUCUGCCGUUUUAAUUUGGCAAACGAUGUACCAAACACCCUGUAUACCUGUCUCCUAGAAACAGGCGCGGAUAUGUUACUCUCUGUAACAUUUGUAAAUAAAGAUUUAUUGGUUGUACCAGAUCAGAUGUGUAAAGUGUAUGAUCAAUUCGUGCUUUAAAUUUGACAGCCAAUAUAGAUGGCGCUGUACAGCUCCGAGCAUUAUGCGGUAACUGUGGUUGUCAAAAAUUGAUGUUGAUAUUGCAGUUACCAAAAAAAACCGGGCAAGUGCGAGUCGUACUCGCGCACGAAGGGUUCCGUACCAUAAAGCAAAAAAAAAACGGAAAAAAAUGCAAAAAGAAAACGGUCACCCAUCCAAGUACUGACCACGCCCGACGUUGCUUAACUUUGGUCAAAAAUCACGUUUGCUGUAUGGGAGCCCCACUUAAAUCUUUCUUUAUUCUGUUUUUAGUAUUUGUUGUUAUAGCGGCAACAGAAAUACAUCAUCUGUGAAAAUUUCAAUUGUCUAGCUAUUACGGUUCGUGAGAUACAGCCUGGUGACGGACGGACGGACAGCGAAGUCUUAGUAAUAGGGUCCCGUUUUACCCUUUGGGUACGGAACCCUAAAAACGUGGCGCCGUACAAAGCCAUCUUUAGCAGUCAAACUCUGGGACACGUGUUACAGCGUUACAUUGUCUUGUCAAUGUCCAUUCAAAGCUAGAUAUACGAUUAUUACAUUAUUGUAACAAGUGUAAUAAUAAUAACCUAACCACGCCACGUAAGGUACAAAAUGCAUCUGCCUUAAAGUAACUACUACGAGUAUACUACUUAUCAUAGUGGUGGAGUUUAAUUUGUAUAAAUAUUUUUGUGGAUCUAAGAUUUUACUUCAUAGCUAUAAUUGUAGCUUUAAUAAUUAUAUUGAGUCAGUUAGUAAAAAUAA
Cydia fagiglandana is the source of this 2625-nucleotide messenger RNA. Its product is annotated as zinc finger matrin-type protein 2. Gene Ontology annotation, molecular function: zinc ion binding; nucleic acid binding. Gene Ontology annotation, cellular component: spliceosomal complex; U4/U6 x U5 tri-snRNP complex. The transcript has 4 exons. Lineage: Eukaryota; Metazoa; Arthropoda; Insecta; Lepidoptera; Tortricidae. Gene Ontology annotation, biological process: mRNA splicing, via spliceosome. The record is from RefSeq and is a predicted model, not a curated record. Bases 83 to 682 code for a protein of 199 amino acids.